Messenger RNA from Papaver somniferum (opium poppy), 836 nucleotides. Its product is annotated as cytochrome c oxidase subunit 6b-3-like. NCBI's taxonomy places the organism in Eukaryota, Viridiplantae, Streptophyta, Magnoliopsida, Ranunculales, Papaveraceae. Gene Ontology annotation, cellular component: mitochondrion; respiratory chain complex IV. The record is from RefSeq and is a predicted model, not a curated record. The coding region runs from base 1 to 381 and encodes 126 amino acids. The transcript has 3 exons.
AUGGCGGAUUCAAGCUUAGAUUCACACGAGAGGAUGAGAGGAAGAGAUGUGAAUAAAGUGGCAACAGGCCAGCAAGCUCCAAGACCAGUUCAUGAAUAUGGUGAAAUCACUCAAGCUCCACCUCAACCACCCGAUGACUCCCCGAUCAUCAACGUUGAUGAGUUGAAAACAGCUCCUUACGAUUAUCGUUUUCCUACCACUAACCAAACACGCCAUUGCUACACUCGCUACAUCGAAUAUCAUAGGUGUAUAAGAGCCAAGGGGAAGGAUGCACCAGAGUGUGAGAAGUUUGCUCGUUAUUAUCGUUCACUGUGUCCAUCUGAAUGGAUUGAGAGGUGGAACGAACAAUUGGAGAAUGGCACGUUUCCUGGUCCUCCUUAGCUGACUAAUUAUUAAGCUUAGUCUUCAAAAUACCUGGGUCUCCAUGGUGGAGUGUACCGUAGUCUAGGUUUAAUCGAGUAGUUAUUGAUCGGCUGGGAGGACAUUUUCUAGUCCUUGGUUUGUGCUCACUUUAUAAUGUCUGUCACGACUCAUGAUCAUUCCUAUUAUUAAGGUUUGAUCCUCUUCCCUUGAUUGGCCGCAACCGUACAAGGUUUUACGCUCGAACCGCUGACUGCAUAUGUUGCGAAGAAGCUACUGAUCAAAUUCAGCUGUGGGAAGAAAUCUCUAAUACAGUUAUUAGGCUUCAUGAGUAAGAAGCUUGUCUUCAUAUAUAUGUAAACUUUAUAUCUUGCAAGUUUAUGUAAAUGACUGAUCAAUGAUUGUUUUUCAGUUAUGUUUUCUUUUGUAAUUGUGAAAUGGAAAUAUGGAAUUAUAAUGAAGUUUUUGUUUGUAUA